AUGUCCUCUACGAUGAACGGCGCUCCUUCGGCCGCCGACCUUCCCCUGCCCACCGACGCCAGUCUCUCCCAUGGAAGUCUCGCCGACCUGCUCCCCUCGCAUUUCACGACAGACAUCACCAGCUGGCUCGCAGAAGACACUCCUUCGUUUGACUAUGGCGGCUUUGUCGUAGGCUCCGACCCACGCUCCGCCCAAUUGCUGUGCAAAUCUGCUGGCGUCCUUGCCGGAGUACCCUUCUUCGACGAAGUAUUCCGCCAGCUCGACUGCACCGUUGAAUGGCAUUACAACGAAGGAACAUACCUGGAUCCUGCAAAGUCAGGCGGGAAGAUUUCCGUGGCCACUGUGAGGGGUCCGACGCGCAAACUUCUGCUAGGGGAGAGAGUAGCGUUAAAUACCUUGUCGAGAUGCAGCGGCGUGGCGACCAAGAGCCGGACAAUGCUGGAGCUGGUGCGAGGAGCAGGCUACAAAGGCGUGCUGGCUGGAACGAGAAAGACCACUCCGGGGUUCAGACUGGUUGAGAAAUACGGCAUGUUGGUCGGAGGUAUCGAUGGUCACCGACACGAUCUGAGCAGCAUGAUCAUGCUGAAAGACAACCACAUCUGGGCGAAAGGCAGUAUCACCAACGCCGUCAAGGCGGCGCGAGCAGUCGGGGGCUUUGCUCUGAAGAUCGAAGUCGAAGUCCAGAGCGAGGCGGAGGCAGACGAGGCCAUCGAAGCCGGCGCUGAUGUGGUGAUGCUGGACAACUUCGAUGGCGAAGGUCUGAAAGUUGCCGCAAGAAGUCUGAAAGACCGCUGGCGUGGCAAGCGACAAGUCCUGCUGGAGAGUAGCGGUGGGCUUACAGAGCAGAAUGUCAAGGGGUACAUCAAUAACGAUAUCGAUAUCAUCUCCACCAGUGCUGUUCACCAAGGUGUAUCGCAUGUCGACUUCUCAUUGAAGAUCGACCAUUAA
Molecule: messenger RNA, 948 nt
Organism: Capronia coronata CBS 617.96
Lineage: Eukaryota; Fungi; Ascomycota; Eurotiomycetes; Chaetothyriales; Herpotrichiellaceae
Product: nicotinate-nucleotide diphosphorylase (carboxylating)
Exons: 2
Coding region: 1-948 (315 amino acids)
Biological process (GO): quinolinate catabolic process; NAD+ biosynthetic process
Cellular component (GO): cytoplasm
Molecular function (GO): nicotinate-nucleotide diphosphorylase (carboxylating) activity
Source: RefSeq, a predicted model, not a curated record